ACGAUAUUCGGAUCGUUUUCCACAAGGACGCCACUGACAGAUUUAAUAAUGAUGAGGGGAAGAGUUGUAAUAGGAUUGUCGUUUUUCUUUAUGGGAGGAUUUGUAAUGAUGCUCAUUGUUAGGAACUAUCAAACACUGGAGAAUGUACAGGACACUCGUGUACUGACAAGUGACGACACUUCCGGUAGUAAAAAUGAUCCAAAGCCAGUGUGUAAAGUAGAUUUUACAAAUGUGUAUUCAAUGGAUUUAACAACGUGGCGUAAAAAUAAUCAAGUAUGCAGCGAGUGUCAAAAUUUUAUAAAAGCAACUCUUAAAACUCCAUACGGGAAUACUCCGAUUUUUGUGUAUCCAGCAGCCCAAGAUCCAUGGGUCUCGGGAAUAUUAAUAAGCAGUGGACACUUCGAAGCAGAGAAAUCCAGUAUAAUGUUUGAUUUGUUGAAAUCCGAUCCAAAAUUAAAUCUGGUAGACAUAGGUGCUAACAUUGGAGUUUAUACGCUCUCUGCUGCUAAAAUGGGGAGAAAGGUUUUGGCCGUGGAGGCUUUAGACAGAAAUGUCCGUCACAUUUGUACGUCUGUUGCCGAAGGCGGCUUACAGGAUAAAGUCACUCUUGUUCAUAAUGCCAUAUCCAACAGUAAUGGUGUUGUUAAUCUAGGAGUAGAUAAAAACAAUAUGGGAGGGACCUUUGUCGAUGUAGAUUCGGAUCAUAUUAAGAAACUAAAGGAAGGCCGAGCCCAAGGAACAUAUGGUACUGUUCAUACGAUAAAAAUGGACGAUCUUUUAAAAAUUCCAGGAAUAGAAAACUUUCAAAAUGUGGUAGUUAAAAUGGACAUAGAAGGCUUUGAAGCUAAGGCCAUGGAAGGGGCGUCGUUAUUUUUCGAAAAAAUAAAAAUUGUUGGUUUUAUCAUGGAAUGGGAAUUCCAUAGAAAACAAAAAAGUGCAGAUACAAUUCUUAAAUUCAUGAGUAAACACAACUUCAUACCACAUUCAUUGAGCUCGGCAAAACAAAAAUUGGACUACACAAAGUCUGACUCGUGGGGCUAUGAUGUAUUAUGGUUACCAAAGGGGUAGUUUUCAUACAUUUGUUUAGGGGAAUAAAUAUUUAAUAUUAA
Messenger RNA from Mytilus californianus (California mussel), 1109 nucleotides. RefSeq lists its product as uncharacterized. The coding region runs from base 49 to 1068 and encodes 339 amino acids. The record is from RefSeq and is a predicted model, not a curated record. NCBI's taxonomy places the organism in Eukaryota, Metazoa, Mollusca, Bivalvia, Mytilida, Mytilidae. The transcript is spliced from 2 exons.